ACGCGCGCCGCUACAGCCCGGCGGGCCCCGCAGGUGCGGUGAAUCGAACGUCGAGCGGGGCGGUACGCGGUGUAGAGUGCCGAGCCGAGAGGCCUCGCCCCCAACCGCCGGCCCGCAAGCCGGCUCCAGGGCGUUGCCGGACGCGGGGAGCAGCUCUCCCGCGAUUUGGAGAAACCCGAGGCAUCCUCCUGAGCCUGCAAGAUGUUGGGAUUUUUGAAGCGCCCUAUAGUGAUGACCACUGACAUCAACUUGAACGUUGUGGUUCUGACCGGGGUGGGGUUGCUGAGCCGGCUGUGGCGACUCACCUACCCUCGGGCCGUGGUUUUUGAUGAAGUAUAUUAUGGGCAAUAUAUCUCUUUUUACAUGAAACGAGUCUUCUUCUUGGAUGACAGUGGACCACCAUUUGGCCACAUGCUGCUGGCCCUGGGAGGUUACUUGGGAGGAUUUGAUGGUAACUUUUUGUGGAACAGAAUUGGAGCAGAAUACAGUAGCAACGUGCCCGUGUGGUCCUUGCGCCUGCUGCCAGCACUCGCAGGGGCCUUGUCGGUCCCCAUGGCCUACCAGAUAGUGUCAGAGCUCCACUUUUCUCACUGUGCUGCCAUGGGAGCUGCUCUGUUGAUGCUCAUCGAGAAUGCUCUGAUCACUCAGUCAAGGCUGAUGCUUUUGGAAUCAGUGUUAAUAUUUUUUAAUCUAUUGGCCGUGCUGUCCUUCUUGAAGUUCUCCAACUCCCAAAAACACAGCCCUUUCUGUCUGAGCUGGUGGUUUUGGCUAACGCUGACUGGAGUCGCCUGUUCCUGUGCCGUGGGCAUCAAAUACAUGGGCGUGUUUACGUACUUGCUGGUGCUUGGUGUCGCGGCCGUCCACGCUUGGCGCCUGAUCGGUGACCGGACCUUGUCCAAUGUCUGUGUAUUCUGCCACUUGCUUGCCAGGGCAGUGGCUCUACUCGUUGUCCCAGCCGUCCUGUACGUGCUGUUCUUCUACGUCCACUUGAUUCUGCUCUACCGCUCAGGGCCCCACGACCAGAUCAUGUCCAGUGCGUUCCAGGCCAGCUUGGAGGGAGGACUAGCUCGGAUCACCCAAGGCCAGCCCCUGGAAGUGGCCUUCGGGUCCCAGGUCACUCUGAGGAGCGUUUUCGGCAAGCCCUUGCCCUGCUGGCUUCAUUCCCACCAGAGCACCUACCCCAUGAUAUACGAGAAUGGCCGGGGCAGCUCCCACCAGCAGCAGGUGACCUGUUACCCCUUCAAAGACGUCAAUAACUGGUGGAUCGUAAAGGAUCCUGGGAGGCACCAGCUGGUGGUGAGCAGCCCCCCGAGACCCGUGCGGCACGGAGACGUCGUGCAGCUGGUCCACGGCAUGACCACCCGCUUCCUCAACACGCAUGACGUCGCAGCCCCCCUGACCCCCCACUCCCAGGAGGUCUCUUGCUACAUUGACUACAACAUCUCCAUGCCGGCCCAGAACCUCUGGAGACUGGAAAUUGUAAACAGAGAAUCAGACACAGACGUCUGGAAGACCAUCCUGUCAGAGGUGCGCUUUGUGCACGUGAACACGUCUGCCGUCCUGAAGCUGAGCGGGGCUCACCUCCCUGACUGGGGGUUCCGGCAGUUGGAGGUCGUCGGGGAGAAGCUGCCCCGGGGCUACCACGGGAGCAUGGCCUGGAACGUGGAGGAGCACCGCUACGGCAAGAGCCAGGAACAGAAGGAGCGGGAACUGGAGCUGCACUCCCCUACUCAGGUCGACGUCAGCAGGAACCUCAGCUUCAUGGCCAGAUUCUCAGAACUGCAGUGGAAGAUGCUGACGCUGAGAAGUGAUGACUCAGAACACAAGUACAGCUCCACCCCGCUGGAGUGGGUCACCCUGGACACCAACAUCGCCUACUGGCUGCACCCCCGGACCAGUGCACAGAUCCACCUGCUUGGGAACGUCGUGAUCUGGGCUUCGGGCAGCCUUGCCACGGCCGUCUACACCCUGCUCUUCUUGUGGUACCUGCUCCGACGGCGAAGACACGUCUGUGACCUCCCCGAGGACGCCUGGCAGCGCUGGGUGCUGGCCGGGGCUGUGUGCGCCGGGGGCUGGGCAGUGAACUACCUCCCGUUCUUCCUGAUGGAGAAGACGCUCUUCCUCUACCACUACCUGCCUGCGCUCACCUUCCAGAUCCUCCUGCUCCCUGUGGUCCUACAGCACAUAAACGACCACCUGUGCAGGUCCCAGCUCCAGAGGAACCUCCUCAGCGCCCUGGUUGUGGCCUGGUGCUCCUCUGCGUGUCACGUGUCUAACACGCUGCGCCCCUUGACCUAUGGGGACAAGGAGCUCUCGCCAGACGAACUCAAGGCCCUUCGCUGGAAAGACAGCUGGGACAUCUUGAUCCGAAAAUACUAGAGUAAGAGCCCGUGACGACGGCCUGCGCUGGGGCAGGGCGAGGCAGAAGGCCUCUGUCAGUCGGGGCAACGAGCGGGGACCGGCCUUUGCCAACAGCCGCAGGUCUGGUGUUUGCUUUGAUGGCGCCAAAUCCUCCCCACGAACACCCCCGAGCCCGAGUGGGCCAGCCUGCCUCCAGCAGCCGCGCGGCAGUCACCGGCGUGGUGAGCUUCCGACGCGGGUUCUGCUACCCUCGCUGCUGCGUGUGAACAGCCCUCCAUGAGAUGGUGCUGAGACGAGCGCGAGCGGCAUCUUCAACAGUCAAGGUCUGUGCCAUCCACACGUCUCCUUGUCCUGAAUUUGUCUCCUCUUACGUAUUAAAGA
Propithecus coquereli (Coquerel's sifaka) is the source of this 2742-nucleotide messenger RNA. It is a transcript of the gene POMT1, whose product is annotated as protein-O-mannosyltransferase 1. Gene Ontology annotation, biological process: protein O-linked glycosylation. Gene Ontology annotation, molecular function: mannosyltransferase activity. Bases 202 to 2379 code for a protein of 725 amino acids. The transcript is spliced from 20 exons. Gene Ontology annotation, cellular component: membrane. Lineage: Eukaryota; Metazoa; Chordata; Mammalia; Primates; Indriidae. The record is from RefSeq and is a predicted model, not a curated record.